Molecule: messenger RNA, 1021 nt
Organism: Schistosoma curassoni
Lineage: Eukaryota; Metazoa; Platyhelminthes; Trematoda; Strigeidida; Schistosomatidae
Source: the annotation of a GenBank genome assembly
AGAAAUAGAGAGUGCAUCAACAUACUAUUGGAAUUAUCAAAGAUAUCAAAUGAUCAAUGAUUAUGUUCAUAGAUCACCACUUGCUCCACCAAUUAUUAUUGUUUGGCAUUUCUAUGAAGCAUAUAAAGCUAUUGGAAAUCAAUGCGCAAGUUUAAGAAAUGCUGAAACAGCAAAAUAUAAUCCAUUUUGUGUACGAUUUACCGAUGUGAAAAAAGAAAGGGAAAUGGUCAAAUGGGAGCAUAUGAAAGCUAUGGAUUAUUUAAGAGAACCAUCAACUAAAGCAACUGGGAAAAGAGGUGUAGCUGAAUCACGUGCUGUGGUAUUUCGUGGUGGUGGAGGUGUUGGUCCUGGUCAAGGACCAGUAAUGGAUUUAAAAAGUGAAAUGUCCAGUGUUACAGAGGGUAUUGGAAUGGAGUUAGAAAAACGUUUCAAAGAGAUUGAUAAUCAAUUUCAACGUUUUAAUGAUGUUGAUUCACGUUUGAAUGAUGUAACACAAUUAUUAACAAAUUUAUCUGAAGUAAUCAGUAAUGUGACUGAAACACAACAACGAAUUAUUCGACAAAUAAAUGAACUUCCUACUUGUCAAUGUAAUGAAUUCACUGAUGAGGUUGUUCCUGUACAAAAAUCCACUACAACUCAAGCUGAUUCAGGAACAGCAGAAACUAGAAAACGUACAAAACUAGAAGUAGCUAUUCAAUCUGCAUUAGAAGCAGCUAAAGAUGUACUACGACCACCAACACCACCACCACCACCGCCACCACCUCCUCCACCCCCAAGGGAAUCACCUGUUCUAUUAGCUGCUGUUGUUCCUGGAUCCGAAGAUGAUUCAAGUGGUUCAGAAGAAGGUGGUGAUCCUUCAGCCGAUCCAGUCAUAGUACCUCAAGUUCCAGAUAUUAAAACUGGAAGAGUUAUCGAAAGAACAUUAGGUGAUCAUCGAUUAUGGAGAAUGGCUCCAUUUAAUUUUGAAAAAUAUCCUGGAAUGAGAAUGAAUGUACCACCGGAACGAAUGGCAUGGACUGUA